Sebastes umbrosus (honeycomb rockfish) is the source of this 3611-nucleotide messenger RNA. RefSeq names its product follistatin-like 3 (secreted glycoprotein) (gene fstl3). Gene Ontology annotation, biological process: multicellular organism development; negative regulation of activin receptor signaling pathway; cell differentiation. The record is from RefSeq and is a predicted model, not a curated record. Gene Ontology annotation, molecular function: activin binding; protein binding. The transcript is spliced from 6 exons. The coding region runs from base 1577 to 2329 and encodes 250 amino acids. Lineage: Eukaryota; Metazoa; Chordata; Actinopteri; Perciformes; Sebastidae.
AUAUUCCAGACCGACGUCCAGGUGUGCUGCCUGAGGCCGAGCAUCAUCCCAUUCUAACCGCACAUCAUCACAGGAGUGUUGCUGCAGCCCAGGUCAGGCAGCAUUCCUUCGGUGCCCUGGGGAUCUCCGCUGAAGAAGGCAACAUCAUUCACAAAGAUACUACAGCAUAUGCUACCUUCAUUCCAAACGAUCAAAAGGGAACAUAAAAAAAAAACGGUGACAGACAGAUGGGCACAUUAGUUUGGCGUUAGUGCAUACCUCUCAGUGUCAGGGGGUGAAUGAGUGCAGGAGGAGAGAGGAGCAGAUGUUCAUUAUCAAACGUGAUAAUGCAGGUUAGCCUCGAGUCACCUGAAGACUGGAUGGAGUCUGGUCGACAGAUAUAUAUCCACAGUAUUCUGAUGUUUUCAGCCUCGCCUGCUGUGGUUGUCUGUGUCUCAUCAUCGCCUAAAAAAGAGGGGACAUGAAUGUUCUUGAUAAACUCCAACAUAGUCGUGUUUAUUGAACUUGAUAUAUUGCUCAAGGGCAGACCACCUCCACUCCUCCGCUCCGUAUUAUUCCAACCACAGCUGUAGAGUGAAAUAUCAGAGUCCAUUGAUGAACCCAGACAGUCAACAAACUGAGGCAUGGCAAUGUUGGUGAGGCACAUGCCUCCAUUUAUUCAAGGGCUGUCGCAAUGGAUAUUUGUAGACACUUGAUAUUAAUUUGAUUUAGCACAAUAUGGCCAGAAGUUAGUAACCACUUUGCUGCGGUGGUUCUUCCUUUCCUGUGCAUUUGCACUACAAAGAAGCACAAUAAAAGGUCAGUGCUGGAUCACGUCGCUUCAAGAGAUUAUAGCUUGAACACGAUAAUGAGAUAAGAAAUGAGUAUGUCAUUUGUAACGGCCACUUUUCCGUCUAAAACCACAUGACGCAGCUUUAUGGACAGAAAAAGACCAUGAUUAGAUAGUAUAUGAUUUGCGAGGAAAAUGAAUACCUCUGAGCUAUAUGCCACAUUAAAAAGAAAGAGGAAACAAUACAGAGCAAAACAUCCAGGACCCACCGGAUGAAUAAAAAAACUGCUUCUGAUGAGGUCACACUCAGAGGUUGUUAUACAAUUAAAUACCUGAAUUCAAUUAUUCUAUUCGAUGAAAAAAAAACUAAUUUAAAGUUUAAUAAUGAAAAUCUAAAACACUCAAUUUGCUAGGACUUUAAUUAGCCUUUAAUGAGUGUAAUAUGGUGUGAAAAUGUUUAGUGAGGUCAUAUGUGCCCAGCGUCUGGCGCUGGAGGGCAUGGAUCAUUUCCCGACUCUGGAAAUUGAGUCAGAGUCAAACUGUGUCCUGCCCUGGCUUAUUACUGGCUGAGAGGAUCGCCCAUCCCAGCAGCAUAAUUCCAUCUGGGCUAAAUAUUUAUACAGAGGGGGAACGACAUCACUUAUCCACAACACAUUCAUUCACGUAAGAGAGAGCUACUUCCAGAGUAGAGUCAGAGUAGAGCCCGCUCGGUUUGCCAGAGGAACAUCACUUCUUCUCGCUGAUAUUUGCAGAGACAAGCUUUCAGAAGAAAAAAAGAAGAAGCUUUUGUACCAACUAGACUACAAAAUGAUCUUCUUUAUUCCUGUUUUUGGUGCGAUUCUCACUUUGUAUCAGAUUGGGAGGAAUCCUGCCAGUGCCGGGAUGUGCUGGCUGCAGCAGGGUCAAGAGCAGCGGUGCGACAUGGUGCUGAUGCGAGGGGUGACCAGAGAGGAGUGCUGUGCCGGCGGCCGCCUGGACACAGCGUGGUCCAACACCAGCCUGCCCAUGAAUGAGGUCAGCCUGCUGGGUUUCCUGGGAAUCGUGUCCUGUAAACCAUGCAAAGAGACUUGCGAGGGAGUGAAAUGCAGUCCCGGGAAGGUUUGCAAAAUGAAGACGGGAAGGCCUCAGUGUGUGUGCUCUCCGGACUGCUCCAACAUUACCCGGAAGCAUGCUGUGUGCGGCAGCGACGGGAGGUCGUACAAGGAUGAGUGUACUCUGCUGAUGGCUCGCUGCAUGGGGCACCCGGACCUGGAGAUCAUGUACCAGGGAGACUGCAAGAAGUCGUGCUCCAACGUGGUGUGUCCAGGCACCCACACCUGCGUGACUGACCAGACCAACAGUGCUCACUGUGUCACGUGCCGCACGACUCCUUGCCCAAUCCCCAUGCCGUCUGAGCAGCAAAUCUGCGGCAACGACAACAUCACUUACCCCAGCGCCUGCCACCUCCGCCGGGCCACCUGCUUCCUCGGCCGCUCCAUAGGAGUCCGCCACUACGGCCACUGCAACACUCCUCCUCGGAAACGUCAAGAUUUCGAAGGCAGCGAAGAAAACGCCGUCUAGACGUUCCACUCCUCAAGAGACGAGUCGGGUCGACAACAUUUCCAAGUGCCACACCACUAGCUUCCCAUGAUGACCUCUUUUAUUUUUUGACAAUCACUCCCCCUCCCCUUUGUACACAAUACAUUUGGAAAACCUCUGUUGGAAGACAUAUAAUAGUGUAACUGCCUCAAAAAGAGCUUCAAAACCCUGCAAGCAAUUAGUGUUAAUCUUGUGUUAGUUUGGGAAAUAGAAGCAGAUGAACACGCGUGUCUUGAGAUAGAAACAUCUCAUUGGCUCUUUGGGAGAUGUGUGCAUAUUGUAAAUAGAAUACCACUACUAUUUAUUGGAGAAGGUAUCAAACUCUAUUUAUGUUUUUAUCCUAGUAACAAAUCCAUAUAUCCUUGGGAAAGCUGAUGCAUAAAAUGUAUUUAUUGUGUUUUUUGUUUAUUGUGUAUGUACAACAGAGGCCGCUGGCAUUUUACAACUUUUUUACAUUCCCCACAAACAAAGAGUUUCGCCCACAAAAUGAUGGAAAGCAUCACUAGUAUGUUUGGAAAGUUGAUACGUUUUUAUAGCCUGCCAAUGUGGUUUCAAUUCACCACAGACAAGAACAGGACAGCUACAGUUGUGCUGUAUGUAUUUAGGCUUUUGUCUGGAGGUGAGGACGGGACUCAGCCUAAACAAACCUGUGUAGUCUCCCUCCCCCACACACAUGUUUACUCUGGAACCUGAUCCAAACUCUCAGCCAGCCGUUGAUUACUAAAAUUAACAGUUUGGUUGUGCCCAAACCCUCUACAAUACCUCCUCUGUUGUGCUUGGCUUUGUUUUGUAAAUGCAUUUUUGUAGGUCGUGCUAGUUUGUUCCGUCGCUGUUUUGCUGCUUUGAUUUGAUUGGAAUCUUUUAAAGGACUUACCGGACAGACAAAUGUAAUCAGCGUCGUCGGAUUGAAAGGAAAAUUAAAUUUAUCUGCGAAUGAACUGCAAUUUAGACCAAUUGAACAUACCUGAUUAUACCGCCAGUUGGAGACGAGUCGCUCUAUCCACCUACUGGUAAACCCGGUAGACGUCGGUACAAAUGGUCAAGUGAUUCCAGUUAAAUCUUUAAACUCAAAGCAGAUGUGUGAAUAUAAUACUUUCAAUAAUCCUUAUAGUGUAUUAUGGAACAUCUCAAUGACUCCUGUAAAUAACAGUCUCAUGUGCACCUACUUGUAUUCCUACUGUGAAAUUUGAAUGACAAAUGCAUCAACAUAUUUUUGUAUUUUUGUACUGCCAUUUCAAAACAACAUAAAGUUUAAUAUUUGUCA